GUGUUUUGUUCCGCAUGACAGCCUGUCAUCUAACAACCAAUCACCGUGGUCAUUGCGAGGCAGCUCGUGCAUGAGAAUUGACGUCAUCCGUAGCAACGGAGACUCACUCUUAGUUUAGGAGUUAUCAUUUUUCCUUACUAAAAGUAGGUCUGAAAGGCGUUGUGAAUAACUUUUAAGAGAAAACUCCUAGCUAAAAUCUUUUAGUGCGAUUUAAGAGUACUCUUAGUGGUAAGAUAAAAUUCUUUGUGAAUACGGCCCCAGAUGAAGAAAAUGUUUGAAUUUGUGGCCUCUACAGCUGAAAGUCUCCUCAAGAACCAGGAGUUGAUUGACUUCCUAAGAGAGCAAAAGUUUGAUGCUGUUUUAACGGAUCCAGUCUUGCCAAUAGGGCCCAUACUGGCGUAUAAUCUUUCAGUACCGGUGGUGAACAUGUUAAGGGGGAUGCCGUGUGGCCUUAAUCCUAGAGUUAUAGCUUGCCCCAGCCCUCCGUCUUAUGUCCCACGCUUCCAUACACGAAACAUAGAUCGUAUGACCUUUGGUCAGCGUGUGGUUAACAUGCUAGUAACUAUGCUGGAAGUGCCGCUCUGUAAGAUUGUGUACGGACUCUUUGAGGAAAUACAAUCCAACUUUAUUCAGAGAGAUGUGAGCUUGAUGGAGAUCCUGAGCAGUGCUGCUGUUUGGCUGAUGCGGUAUGAUUUCACCCUGGACUUCCCCAAACCAUUGAUGCCCAAUAUGGUGCUUAUAGGAGGAAUUAACUGUGACAUUAGAAAUCCACUGACAAAGGUAGGCUACAUUGUAAAGAUCAAUCACUAUUAAAUUAUCACCUGAUUU
This is a messenger RNA of Misgurnus anguillicaudatus (oriental weatherfish), 828 nucleotides long. NCBI's taxonomy places the organism in Eukaryota, Metazoa, Chordata, Actinopteri, Cypriniformes, Cobitidae. The record is from RefSeq and is a predicted model, not a curated record.